AUGUCUAAUCUGAAGCGAUUGAAACUCUCCUCCCCCCGAAAUCCCAGAGGGUCAAUUCCUUCUCACGAGACAGUGGAAAUUCCAAGGAAGAAAAAUUCUCUACGCCUCAAGACAGAAGUAGACUGGAAUGAGGAUCUUCGCCCUACUGACGAUGAACACCAACCCCAGAGUAAGAGCGAGAUCGAGAGUCCAUCCAUUCCAUCCCAGGAGCUAUCCCGUGAGAGUGAAACAAAAAAGACCCAUGAUCUUCGGAAAAGUGGUCCAACGCCUCUAGCGGGGUCUACCAAGCGAAAAACCGCGAAGAAACGCGAAAAAAUGGAGAGAGACCGACCAAAAAUCGGCACACUGCCCCUAACUGCUUUAACUGCUGCUUCGAAAACCAAGUCCCGAGCGAAGAUUAUUGGCUCAGACCGUAAACUUACACCAAUGUUGCCGUGUGCACAAGGCAUCAUCGAAAUAUCGAGCGUUUCUUCCGCCAGCUCGAGCUCAGCCAGUUCCUCCGAUGAUCUUAAUGCACCCACUGUUCACCUGAAACGUUCUCUUUCAACGACUAACGAUGGCCGAGGUAAAGCAGUUGGCCAGAAACUCGCCCAUGCUCUUCGGGAAGCUGAUCUACCCUCAAAAGCCCGGGAUUUACCUGGGCUUAUGGCUCUUGAUCAACCUGUAGCCACCGAGCAUGGCCAAGAAGAGACAAAGAGUCCCCCUUCACGGAUGUCCUCCAUCGAUAGCUCAGCUCAUGCCUAUAUUGACCAGGUUCAAAUGCUACUCCAUGGCCAAAACCGGACAGCUUCUGCUACGGGGAACAAGCAGUCUCCAGGCCUUAGUCCUUUUCGGUUCGCGGCGCUAACUACAUUGUCGCCAAUCGGGUUGCCGGAUGAUUCACUAUCAAAUGAACAACAACAGCAAAAAAGGGCAGACGGCAUUGAGCGUCAUCUUUUACCUCAGAAUUGUUCGACUGAUACGACUGAGCAAGGUCCAAUAAUUGCUCACGAACAUCAUUCCGGAGCUACGCAGACUCCCGAGUCUCAGAAGCCGCUACUCAUUCAGCAGACGCCGUUGCCCGAGAGUCCGAGGACCGGUCUCACUAGUGCUGGACUCAAAAGUAGCAUUGUUGAUCAAAACGGCAGCCCUCGCCUGAAGGAUUCAACCGUCGCAAAUCCUAGUUCUAGAAUGCUUUCACAUGACCAGCUGACAGAAAUGGAUAUCGAUGGCAAUCCGACUACUGCUAAUUUUUAUUACCUCAGCGAAUGCUCCGACAGUGACUGCUCUGACUGCUCUGACUGCUCUUCAGAUGAUGGGCCCAUCCUUCGGUCUAAGCUCCCAUGUUCCAAGUUUAUGCGCACUAUGCUUCUCGAGUACGGACUUGAUCCUCUCAAGGCCCGCGAGCAGCGAGAUUGUGAGCUGUUGGCGGGCAAACAUGAUGCCCCAGCCGAUUCGGACCCCAUGGGGCCAUUCGAAACUUUUUUCUAUCCAUGUCCAGAAGACGACUCAGCAGUCCCUACGCAAGACAGCCAUGCAACUAAUCCUUUCAAUAUCACCAACAGACCAAAAGAGCGCGCUGAAACGACGGGACGAAACUCUAUCAAGUAUCCCUCAGUUGAGCGACCGCGAAGUGCUAUUAAUCCAUCAAAUAAAAUAAUUCCUCCACUCCCAGCUGCCUGCCAGCCCGCCGGUCUCGAUUCAACGGACUGGAUAACAGAUCUUCAAACCGCGCAAAGCUAUGCUCAUAGCCUGUUGAACAAAACAAACCAGAGUCUCUCUAGCCAGCUUGCGACAGAGCAUGAAGCCGUGCGUCACAUCCUGGCACUGUAUCAGACCGGGUGCCACCGCAUUCUGGAUAGCAUUGCCCGGGCACAAGCUAUUCGAAUGCAAGAGGUGUCGACUAUGAAAAACAGGAUUUACCAGGAUAUUAGCUCGGGCUUGCAGGAGCUGACUUGCCGAGUGCAGGAAAUGCAACAGGAGUAG
Molecule: messenger RNA, 1965 nt
Organism: Penicillium chermesinum
Lineage: Eukaryota; Fungi; Ascomycota; Eurotiomycetes; Eurotiales; Aspergillaceae
Exons: 2
Coding region: 1-1965 (654 amino acids)
Source: RefSeq, a predicted model, not a curated record